GGUGUUAGGGAAGAGCGGAAGGACGUUUCCACAUGAGGAUUUUAAGCAUUUCCACUUCGUUUAGAUGAAUGUGAGACUUCCACGUGUGUUUACAUGACAGAGAGAGCAGGUAGGGGCAGAUUUCAACCAGCUUCAACUUCUAAUCUGCACACGUUGAAUGCGCCUGCGCGUCCAGUUGUAUUUGUGAGAUGCUAAAAAUGACUUCUCUGAGACGUUUGGUGCACAGCAGGGUGCUGCUCCACCUGAGCGAGUCUCCAGGUGUGCACAGCUCCCUGCCCAGGUGCGGCAGGCUGCUCAGCACCUCCAGCAGAUGCAGGACUGUCAUGCCCGCCUGGGUCAUUGAUAAAUACGGAAGCAAUGAGGUCUUACGGUUCACCAAGAACGCCAGCUUUCCCAUCAUCAACUAUCCCAAUGAGGUGAUUGUCAAGGUGUUUGCAGCAGGACUCAGCCCCAUCGACGUCGCCAUGAGAGGUGGCUACGGCGCAGCUACAUUGUCCAUGAAGAGAGAUCCUCUGAACAUCAAGCAGUCGGGCAGUGAGUUUCCUCUCGUUCUGGGCCGGGAUGUGUCCGGGGUCAUCAUGGAGUGCGGCCUGGACGUGAAGCACUUCAGAGAGGGGGACGAGGUUUGGGCGGCGAUCCCGCCGUGGAAGCAGGGCAGCCUGGCGGAGUUUGUGUUGCUGAGCGCCAACGAGGUGUCCCACAAACCAAAGUGUCUGAGCCACAUCGAGGCUGCUGCCAUUCCCUACGUGGCAACCACCGCCUGGUCAGCGCUGGUUAAUACUGGCGGUCUGAGAAAGGACAACUGUGCCAACAAGAGGAUUUUGAUCCUUGGAGGAUCUGGAGGAGUGGGAACGUUUGCUGUACAGAUGGUGAAGGCGUGGGGCGCCCACGUGACCGUUACCUGCUCCCAGAACGCCGAGCAGUUCUUAAGGGGGCUCGGGGCGGACCACGUGGUGGACUACACCGCUGGGCCCGUCGAGGAGCCGCUCAGCGCUCUGGAGAAGUUUGACCUGAUCCUGGAUAAUGUCGGGGGUGACACGGAGAGUUGGGCGUUGAAGCUGCUGAAGCCGUGGAGCGGCGCCAAGUACGUCACCCUGGUGACGCCGUUCAUGCAGAACACCGACAGGCUGGGUGUAGCUGACGGCAUGAUGCAGUCCGCCGCUACAGUGGCCAGCAAGGCCUUAAAAGAGUGCGAGGUGCAGUGUUGCACGCUGUGAUGACCCUGAAGGUGCUGAUGUUGUGGUUGUUCUACACGCCUACUCUCACCAUGUGACUGCAACCUGCGGUAGAGCGAAGGAAGACGAUCGAGCUCCUCUGUGAGAGCUGACGGUGAAGAGCCGAGGUUGUUUGGCAUCUGAUCCAGAUGCUGUUUUGGACAUGCCUUGUUGGGAGGAGCUCCUGGGCCAGACACGGGACUAAUGUUUGGCUAUUAAUGAACAAAUCCACACAAUAAUUCAUACAGAUGUUUAACUUUGUCCUUUACGUUCCAUUUUUGACUGUCUGCCGAGUUGUUCUUACAAAAUAAUAUAUUUUUUCUCUCCCAAUUGCCAAGUAUGGAAUCUAAGUUAGAAUUAGAACAGAUUUAUUCCAGUAGUAGCUCUGACUUGUGUCAUAAUAUGUGCAGUUGUGGACUUUCUGCAGAUAAAUUUAGGUUUGUGUUCCUUUUAUACUCUGCGCAUUUCUUCCAGGUCCCUAAAAAUCAGACAUGGUACCUGAAGAAAAAAUGUGAAAAUGCAGCAGGUUACUUUCUGGUGGCUGAGGCCCCGCCCCCUGCUGCAAGGCAGAUAAAGAAAACAGUCCUGAACUCCUAAACUCUCUGUCGGAGCAGAUGACAUCGUCCACCUAUACACAGACGCACGCACAAGCACUCACAUCCUCUGUGGGUGUUAUAGUAACAGCCUGCACUUUGCAUGCAGCGCACUCGCCCGACCACAGAAUCCACAGCUGUGCUCUGCUCUGCACAGCAAAGGAUGCAGAAUCAAGAUGCAAGGAGAUAAUCUAGAGUUUUAGAACAAUAAGUUACACCCUUCAGUCUUUGUGGAAAUAUGAGCGGUUACACA
Molecule: messenger RNA, 2060 nt
Organism: Maylandia zebra (zebra mbuna)
Lineage: Eukaryota; Metazoa; Chordata; Actinopteri; Cichliformes; Cichlidae
Source: RefSeq, a predicted model, not a curated record